AUGGCGGAAGAUAACGUGAGCAAGGAGGCAGAGGUGGAGAGGCACUUAGCUGAGAUGGCGGAGGCAGCAGAGCUGGGCGGAAGGCUGGACGUGGUGGACGGCCCACAGGCGGACGGGAGUUGCGCGCGCGGUUCUGACUUGCGCAGUUCGCAGCCGCACGAUGUAGAAGCGGCGGACACUGUAGACGCGCGCACUUCUGGCGCGCGCUGCUUAGAAGCACAGGACGGCGAAGCGAGCGAUGUUGAGAUGAACGCCAGGGAUGGAGCGGACGUGGUAGCUGGGGACGAGCAGCAAGUGGACGACGAGAACGACCCCGACGGAACGAUCAGCCGUCGCACACGCGCGCGGGUGUCGCUGGCACAGACCCCGAUAGAGGAGCUCGAGCGUGCCCAGCUGGCAGCGCUGCUGGCGUGUCACGUCCAGCUGGCAGUGCAGGUGUACGCGGUGUGUGUGCUGGACCCCUCUCGCUGCCAGGUGGCGACGGUGCUCCGGGGAUUGCUGGCACAGCUGGCGCAGUGGGGGGGAGGUGCUACUGGGGGAGGUGGCACCACUGGGAGAGGUGUUACUGGGGGAGGUGUUGGGGGAGGAGGUGGUACUGCUGGGGUAGAGGCACUCAGUGCCAGUCCAGACGUACUUGCGUCUGACAGACGAGGGAGUGAGACGCGCAGGGUGGGUGGUGGUGGGGGGCAUGGUGAAAGAUUCGGUGGUGGUGGAGGAAGGGAUGGGGGAGAGGAGAUGCACGGGGAAGGAGUUGCUGAGGAGGUGUUAAGGAGAGGGGGGAAUGGGGGUGACGUGGGAAAUGCGAGCGAUGGAGGAGCAGAGCCCAUGGCACAAGGGAGUGGAGGACGUGGGCGUGGUGAGAGUGGUGGGAAAGAGUUGAACGAGGGGGGCAAGGUGCGGGUAGAGAGCGAGGCGGGGGAGCGGAUGGAGGCACAGGGCACGUCAAAGGAGAGGGUGGAGGAGGGAGAUGGGGAGAGAACAAAAAGGACGGAACCAGAGGGUGGCGAGAGGGAGUUGCGGCGGCAGCCAGAUGCAGAGGGUGGUGAGAGUGAUGGUUCUGUGCAGCGGCAGCGAGAUGAAGAGGGUAGUCGAGGGCUUUCUCUGAGAGACACCCCUCGGUUCCAGCCCACCCACAGCGUUUCUUUUGGGCCUCGAGGGGCGAAGGAGGGAAAGCAAGGGGGAGGAGGGGAGGAAGAGAAAGAAGGGGAAGAAGAAGGGGAGGAAGGCAGACGGGAGGAGGUGGACGAGGGGGGGGAAGGGGAGGAGGAGGGGGAGGAGGGGCGGAGGGCGGGGUUGGGCGAGGUGGUGCGGGUGCGGGGCGAGGUGGCAGCGGCCCUGCAGCCGCUGGCAGGCGCGUUUGAUGCGUCGCUCUUCCCCGUGGUGCGCCCGCCCCUGCUGCACCGCACCAUCUUCUCCCCCGCUGAGGACUGUCUGCUGGCCAUGGGCGUGGAGCAGCUGAGCACGGACUGGGAGGCCAUCCACAGGCGCUUCCUGCCGGGGAAGACUCCGCACCAGAUCUCCAUCCGGUGGAAGAACCGGUGCUCCUCACGCGUGCCCGACAACCCCAUCAAGCGAGUGUGGCGGCGCAAGACUGCUCCCUUGACUGACCACGAGGUCGACCAAAUACAGACG
Closterium sp. Yama58-4 is the source of this 1632-nucleotide messenger RNA. The record is from the annotation of a GenBank genome assembly. Lineage: Eukaryota; Viridiplantae; Streptophyta; Zygnematophyceae; Desmidiales; Closteriaceae.